This is a messenger RNA of Brassica oleracea var. oleracea, 283 nucleotides long. Its product is annotated as histone H3.2-like. Gene Ontology annotation, cellular component: nucleosome. The record is from RefSeq and is a predicted model, not a curated record. The transcript has a single exon. Gene Ontology annotation, molecular function: protein heterodimerization activity; structural constituent of chromatin; DNA binding. The annotation marks the transcript as partial. NCBI's taxonomy places the organism in Eukaryota, Viridiplantae, Streptophyta, Magnoliopsida, Brassicales, Brassicaceae.
AUUCUCUAGAUUGUUCGAAGUGACUCUGUUUGAUUUCGAGAUGGCUCGUACCAAGCAAACCGCAAGGAAAUCCACCGGAGGCAAAGCCCCAAGAAAGCAGCUCGCAACGAAAGCAGCCAGAAAAUCCGCUCCGGCCACCGGCGGCGUGAAGAAGCCACACAGAUUCCGUCCAGGAACGGUGGCCUUGAGAGAGAUCAGGAAGUACCAGAAGAGCACUGAGCUUCUGAUCCGUAAGCUUCCUUUCCAGCGUCUGGUUCGUGAGAUCGCUCAGGAUUUCAAGACG